Messenger RNA from Myiozetetes cayanensis, 483 nucleotides. Its product is annotated as histone H4. The coding region runs from base 1 to 312 and encodes 103 amino acids. The transcript has a single exon. Gene Ontology annotation, cellular component: nucleosome. Lineage: Eukaryota; Metazoa; Chordata; Aves; Passeriformes; Tyrannidae. Gene Ontology annotation, biological process: nucleosome assembly. The record is from RefSeq and is a predicted model, not a curated record. Gene Ontology annotation, molecular function: protein heterodimerization activity; DNA binding; structural constituent of chromatin.
AUGUCUGGCAGAGGCAAGGGCGGGAAGGGGCUUGGCAAGGGCGGCGCCAAGCGCCACCGCAAAGUGCUGCGCGACAACAUCCAGGGCAUCACCAAGCCCGCCAUCCGCCGCCUGGCUCGGCGCGGCGGCGUCAAGCGCAUCUCGGGGCUGAUCUACGAGGAGACGCGCGGCGUGCUGAAGGUGUUCCUGGAGAACGUGAUCCGCGACGCCGUCACCUACACGGAGCACGCCAAGAGGAAGACGGUCACUGCCAUGGACGUGGUCUACGCCCUCAAGCGCCAGGGACGCACCCUCUACGGCUUCGGCGGCUAAAUCCUUUCGCUCCCGGAUCACCUCGAGAAACGAACCCAAAGGCUCUUUUAAGAGCCACCCACUUCUUCCUAUGAAAGGGCUGUGUUGCUUUGUAUUUGUUUGUUCUGGCUUUAUAAGCCAUUCCCUUCGCAUGCUCCCGCUCUUUGAGCACCCGUCUUUUUCCAUGUAAGU